Messenger RNA from Trichobilharzia szidati, 982 nucleotides. Lineage: Eukaryota; Metazoa; Platyhelminthes; Trematoda; Strigeidida; Schistosomatidae. The record is from the annotation of a GenBank genome assembly.
CUUAAAGGUGACAUAUACCUGCACAAACACAGAUAUCGGUACAACUAUGAACUCCAUACAUGAAGAACUAACAAAAAUGGAUAUAUGGUGUGACACCUGGAGACUUGAGUUUAAUGUCGAAAAGUGUGGCUGGCUCUGCAUAGGCUGUCCCAACCUAGAACUCGACCUAGCAAUUCAGGGCCACAAAAUCCCUAGACUCAAAUCUGUGCUAGACCUAGGACUGACAUAUUCACAAAAUCUAUCAUUUUCUGAACAUAUCUCGAAACAAGUAUCGAAAUCACGCAGGCUUAUUGGUUUCCUACUCAGGAACUUCUACAGAAGUGAAUCCAGAAUACUACUGUACAAGGUUUGUGUGCGCCCACUCCUAGACUAUUGUUCAUUCAUAUUUAGUAGUAUACGCAUAGAAGACAAACUAAAAGUAGAAGGAGUACAGAGGUACUUCACGCUGAAAGUAAUCGGAACCGAAAACGGCACAAACUACUCUACCAGAUGUGAAAUUCUAGGACUAGAAACAUUAUGGUUAAGACGACUGCGGUUAAAUCUGGUACUCUUCUAUAAACUACUUAACCACAUAGUGUAUACCCCUACUAAUUGUACUCGGUUUUCAGAAGACACUGGAUAUAACCUUAGACACACUCAAGGUACGGUGGCUAUAGAACAAUGUAAAACAGCCACCAGGCAAAAAUUUUUCAUGAUUAGGUAUGCCCAAAUAUGGAACAAACUACCUGAGGAAAUGCGACUAGCAAGCUCACUAGUGUCCUUUGAAAAAGCUCUUAAUGACACACUAAGUGGGUUUGUAAGUGAUACCAGUGCUAAUUCCCAUGUAAGAGCUUCAGAAAUUAUAGGCCCAUUUAAUGUAUGAACUUAGAGACUACACCUGUUGUUUCUUUUGCCUUUAUCUAUAAUUUCAGACAAACAAGCAGCAGUCAUGAAAAUAACACUCAUACAAAUAAGAGUCGAUCGAAUUAUGUCUACCUGAUAC